Molecule: messenger RNA, 6144 nt
Organism: Eimeria acervulina
Lineage: Eukaryota; Apicomplexa; Conoidasida; Eucoccidiorida; Eimeriidae
Product: Chromosome II, complete genome, related
Exons: 15
Coding region: 1-6144 (2047 amino acids)
Molecular function (GO): protein binding
Source: RefSeq, a predicted model, not a curated record
AUGGAGUCAGCAGCAUCAACGACUGCUGCAUCUCCUGCUGCAGCAGCAGAAACACCACAGCCUUCAACAGGAGCAGCAGAUGCAGCAGAAGCGCCAACAGCAGCAGCAGCUGCUGCUGCUGCUCCUGCUGCAGCGGAUAUCGCUCUGCUGCUUCAGCCCCUAGACUAUCCCUUCAUCCCACCAGAGCAACGACUGCAAAGCCGCAGCAGCAGCAGAAGCAGCAGCAGCAACAGCAGGUAUAGGAUGCGUUGCAGCCAAGAAGAUUGCUGCAGCACCAGCUUGCGUCAGGUUGAGUUCUUUUACUCACCUGUUUUAUCUUCGGCACCUCCAAAGCCUCCUGCUGCAGCAAAGCCGCCUCCUGCUGCUGCUGCAGCAAAGCCUCCCACUGCUGCAGCAAAACCUCCUGCUGCUGCAGCAAAACCUCCUGCUGCUGCAGCAAAACCCCCUGCUGCUGCAGCAAAGCCUCCUGCUGCUGCAGCAAAACCUCCUGCUGCUGCAGCAAAGCCUCCUGCAGCUGCAGCAAAACCUCCUGCUGCUGCAGCAAAACCUCCUGCUGCUGCAGCAAAACCUCCUGCUGCUGCAGCAAAACCUCCAACUGCCGCAGCAGCAAAGCCUCCUGCUGCUGAAGCAAAACCUCCUGCUGCUGCAGCAGGAAAACCUCCUGCUGCUGCUGCAGCAAAACCGCCAGCUGCUCCAGCAGCGAAGCCUCCAGCUGCAGCAGCAGCAAAUCCCCCUGCUGCUACAGCAAAACCUUCUGCUGCUGCAGCAGAAAAAUCUCCUGCUGCUGCUGCAGCAAAACCGCCAGCUGCUCCAGCAGCGAAGCCUCCUGCUGCUGCUGCAGCAAAGCCUCCAGCUGCUGCUACUGCAGCAAAGCCUCCAGCUGCUGCAGCAGCGAAGCCUCCUGCUGCUGCUGUUGCAGCAAAAUCACCUGAUGCUGCAGCAAAACCAUCUGCUGCUGGAGAACCUCCUAAGUCAGGCCCUGCUGCUGCAGCGAAGCCGCCUGCGACGGCAGCAGCAAAACCAACCGCAACUGCAGCAAAGUCACCGGCUGCUUCUUCUGCUGCAGCUAGCCCGCCUGCUGCAGCAAAGCCCCCUGCUGCUGCUGCGGCAGCAAAGCCCCCUGCUGCUGCUGCGGCAGCAAAGCCACCUGCUGCUGCUGCGGCAGCAAAGCCACCUGCUGCUGCCGCAGCAAAGCCACCUGCUGCUGCUACAGCAAAGCCACCUGCUGCUGCUGCAGCAAAGCCUCCUGCUACAGCAGCAAGCCCGCCUGUUGCUUCUUCUGCAGCAAGACCACCGGCUGCUGCUGCUGCUCAACCAGCAAGCCCUCCUGUUGCAACAGGAUCCCCUGCAGCAGCAGCAGCAGUAGCAACAUCAGCAGCAGCAUCAGCAGCAGCACAGCCUCCCUCUUCCGAAAGCGAUGCUUCAGGGCGUCGAGUGCUGGUAUUUAGAGAUGACCAACCCCAAAAAAUGUUUCAGGCCUUUGCAGAGGCCUCGGCGAGUCGGGCGGCGGCCAUGUUGGCUGCUCAGUCUCAAGGCGCCUACGGGGAUACCCCCACUAUUUCCAUUCGGGCCACCGAACCGCCACCCCUCCCAAUUCAAAAAGGCGGAGACAGAAACCCAGCGCUUCUCACUGCACAGCUUCGACGCGAAAUGGCUUUCCGGGCGUACCAAGGCACGCAAACCCCCGAAGAGAGGCAGCGAAUGUUAGAAGGGAGUUUCGGUAGAGACGCCAAACCCUCAACCGCUAAACCCGCAACAGAACUGCAGGAACUACUCGAUGCAAUGACAGUGCCUGAGUUGCUGCUGCUGACGAAGUGCUGCGGUAUCGUGGGCUCUGUAGUUGAAGGCCGCGUCUACUUAGAUGAGUUGCGGCUGUUAGUAGAAAACACUUUAAACAAAACGGGAGCAGCAGCAGCAGGAGGAGCAGCAGCAGGAGGAGCAGCAGCAGGAGGAGCAGCAGCAAAAGCAAAGGCGCCGCCUGCUGCAGCAGCACAGGCCGCAACCGGCCCGUAUAUAUCGUGCGAGCCGCACGUCUUCGCGUCUAUUGUUUGUUCGCUGGCGGAUUUAUGCGCCCUCUAUAGACUGCCUAACCUCUCAGCUACUUACUUCCACCAUUUUAUUUCUUUAAGUCGGAGUCUGUACACCUCAAACCCCUUGGCUGUCUCUGAUGCUCUGGCUGUUGUUGCUCUUCACUUCUUUCGUUCAAGAUUAUAUAAAGAGAGUUUAGAUAUAUUAACGGAAGUGCUGCAGCUGAGGAUUCAAGCCCUAGGAGAUGCAGACUCGCCAAACCCUCAUCCGAGGGUUGCAGAUGUCUAUGCAAACAUCGGUCUCGUACAGAGACUCCUCGGGAGCCCAGCGGAAGCAUUUCCGAAUCUUUUGACUGCUCUGGAUAUGCGCAUGCGGAUUCACCAAACGCGAGACUGCGAACCCGUACAGGACCUGGUGCUGGCUUUGGGCUGCAUUCAACACCAAGGGGGUCGCCUAAGAGAGGCUUUGGAGGCAUAUAAAGAGGUUCACGCAUUUCGCUGCAAGUGGUUGGGGCCCAGACACCCGGAUGUGCUGACGGUGCAGCAGCUCCUCCUCAUGCUCGAGGGGGACCUAAAGAAAGCUGUGGGCCGCAAGGAGGGUUUAGCGAUUGAGCGAGAAGGGGUAGUACCGCUGUAUGAUGAAGAAGAAGCAAGAAGAAAGGAACUGCUUGCAUUUGGCGAUCUUUCGUCUCCGCUACACCGAGAGUUUGCACCUUCUCUAGAGGCAUAUAAAAGACAACAAACCGGAAAAGGGAUGGUGGUGGGUGUUGGGAGGUGUGCUUUUUGGUUUAUGUUCAACAAGAAGCAGCUGCCUUUUUACUCUGUUGCACGACGAAGGGCUUUAUACGGAGAAGAGUGGAGGUCUAUGAUGAUUCCUUCCUGUGCAGUUUUACCUUAUGUUUCAGUGGUUGUUACGGGUCCGGAUACUUUGGAGUUGGCGGCGGCGUGUGAAUUUCAGGAGGGUUUGCACAUAGACAGGCCUUUGCUGCCUGUAGUAAAUACACCAGAGAUGUCUUUAGGGUUUAUUCAUAUUGUAGAGGGCGAAACAACGACACCCAGCGGCAUUAGAAUAAGCAGAGGCAAAGUGCAGGUGGUGAAGGGAGGCCUCGCGGCUGCCCUCAGAGGAGCUGCAGCCAAGGGCCCUCCUCCAGCAGGAGGCGGUGAGAAGCAGCCGCUGAGGAUUCAAGUUGCUGCUCAACCUACUGCUGCUGCACCUGACUGUCUCAGCAGCAGCAGCAACAGCAGCCGCAGCAGCAGUGGGACCGAGCAGCUGCAAGAACACAAGCAGCAGCAACAAGAAAAACAGCAGCAGAAGCAGGAAAUGCAGCAGCGCAUUCAGGGCAGUCGCGCUGCCGCUUCUGCAGCUGCUGUUGCUGCUGCUGCUGAUGUUGAUGAUGCUGCUCGUGGAGCUUCUGCGCCUGCUGCUACUGCUGCUGCUGUUAAAGGUGCUUCUCUUAGAAAGACAAAGCCUGCUGCAGUAGAGGCGCCUGCUGUUGCUGCUGCUGCUAGAGCUCCAGCAGCAGCAGCAGCAGCAGCAACAGCAGCAGCAACAGCAACAGCAAAAAUAACAAUGCCUACAACAACGGGGUCGAGAAAACCGGCCACGAAAUCUGCCAGCCGCACAGCAGCAAUAGCAGCAGCAGAAGCAGCAGCAGCAGCAGCAAAUCCAUCUGCAGCAAAAACAAAGGCUGCAGCGAAUGCGCAAGAAGGGAGAGUCUUAAGACUGCCUGCAGCAGCAGCAACAGCAGCAUCAAAACCAAAGAAAACAACCGCAGCAGCAACAGCAGCAGUGGCACCAACACCACUAGCAGCACCACCAUCAGCAGCAGCACCAGCCGCAGCACCACCAUCAGCAGCAGCACCAGCCGCAGCAGCACCAGCCGCAGCAGAACCAGCCGCAGCACCAGCAGCAGCAGCAGCAGCAGCAUCAGCAACCCCGCGAGGCAGUGGAGUGUUUGAUGCAGACGACUUUAGGGAGAGGCUGCUGCAGAAGCAGCAGCAGCUGCUGCUGGAGUCCCUCAACAACAAGCGAAUAACCCCCCGCAAUCAGCCACAGCAGCAGCAGCAGCAGCAGCAGCAGCAGCAGCAGCAAGAACCUGUACCGGUCAGGAAGCGGCUGGCCCUCCCUGAGGAGGAGGAUGUGCUGGGCCUCAUUAGGCAGCUGAGGCAGCAGGCAGCGCCCCCCAGCAGCAGCAGCAGCAGCAGCAGCAGCAACAGCAGGAGCAACACCGAGCGCAGUCUGGAAAAUGCAGAGCAGCAGCAGCAGCAAGAGCAGCAGUCGCGGCUGAAGCAACAAAUGCAGCAGCUUGGGACGGGGCCCCCCAGCCGCCACUUCUCGAGGCGCCCUGCAGCACCGCCUUUCUCGCGCAGCAGCAGCAGCAGCAACAGCAGCAGCAGCAGCAACGCCAGCAUCGCCCGAACGGGAAGCAGCAUGGAGGCAACUCCCCCCUUGGAUGUACGGCAGCGCACAUACACCGAAGAGCAGCAAAUGAAUAGAUGGCUGCAGCAACAACAAGAGCUGCAGCAACAGCUGCAGCAGCAGCAACAACAACAACAGCGGCAACGGCUGCAGCAGCAGCUGCAGCAACAGCAGCAACAGCAACGGCGGCAACGGCAGCAGCAAGGAAGCCAACGUACGCAGGAAGCCUUAAGACGAAGUGGCAGCAGCAGCAGCAGCAGCAGCAGCAGCAGCAACCGCCCAGGCAGCAGCAGCAUUGGAGCGCAGGCCCCACACCCUCGCAGGAAAUCGUUAAGGAGCCUCAGAAGGAGCAGCAGCAGCAGCAGCAGCAGCAGGGACAGCAGCAGCAGCAGCAUUGGCAGUGACUUCACCAUCAGCAGCGGAUCCAGUGCUGAUGAAUCUCCUAUUCGUGCGGUGCCUCCUCCCAGCAGCAGCAGCAGCAAGAGCAGCAGCAGCAGCAGCAGCAGCAGCAGGGGUAGGCGUUCUGCAGCAAGAACAAGGGCCCCCCUACAACCCCUCAUUUCUCUUCCUUCUGCUCGCCCUGAGACUGCGCCAGGCAGCCGCUUCUCGCAGACAGCUGCUGCUGCUGCUGCUGCUCCUACUGCUGCUGUUGCUGCUCCCGCUGGAGCUCCCGCAAGAGCAGCAGCAGCAGAAACAGCAGCGCGAGUUGCAGCAAGAACGACAGCAGUAAGAAAUGCAGUAGCACCAGCUGCGGUAGCAACACCAGCAGCAGCAGCAGCAGCAUCAUCAUCAUCAUCAUCAUCAUCUGAGGAUGUUGUCAGUGAGUUUGAGGGAGUGGAAGCGGAUUUCGCUGCUGACUCGGAGACAGCAGCAGCAGCAGAAGCAGCAGCAGCAGAAGCAGCAGCAGCAGAAUCAGAAUCAGAAGCAGAAGCAGCAGCAGCAACAGCAGCAGGAGAGAACAGCAGCAAAGUGUGGGCCCGGAGGCGGAGCUCUUUACGCAUCGAACCACUGGAUAAUGAUGAAGCGCCUCGACUUUCAGCAGCAGCAACAGCAGCAGCAGCAAGAGCAGCAGCAGCAAGAGCAGCAGCAGCAACAGCAGCAGCAUUAGGGACAGGAGAGGAUCUAGAGAGUGACUCUUCAACGGGGUCGCGUGAAGCAGAGCUCAGCGAUAUACCCCCAAGCCCUGUUGCUGCUGCUGCUGCUUCUCCCGCUGCUGCUGCUGCUGCUGCUACCCCUGCUGCUGCUUAUGCUGCAGCAGCACGAUUACGCAGCCAAGAGGGUGAUACAAACUUCUCAAACUCCCCAUUAGGGGCCCCCCAUGGGGCCCCCCUGGAAACCCUUUGGAGGGCCCCCCUGGGGGCCCCAAGCCGCAGGGGCCCCCUUUUAGGGGGGCCCCCUAAAGGGGGACCCCCAGGGGAGGGGCCCCCUAUAGGGGGGCCCCAUGAAUGGGGGCCCCCAAGGGGGGGGCCCCAUGAAUGGGGGCCCCUAAGGGGGGGGCCCCCGGGGGAGGGGCCCCCUGGGCUGUUAAUGAGAGAAGAGGGGCUGAGUGAGGGGCCCCCUGGUGUGGAAGAACAUAGAAGGGGGGCCCCUGAGAAGAGGGGCCCCCGGAGUAGACCGAUAUAUGUUAUGUCGUCAUCAGAAGAAGAAGAAGAAGAAGAAGAAGAAGAAGAAGAAGAAGAAGAAGAAGAAGAAGAAUAG